CUAAAAAAUCUACCGUUUAGGGGUUUUUUCAUAAUGCCGCAAUUAUAGUUUGCCAUGCCAAACAAUUUUUUUUGGCAUGUACAUUGGAAUAGGCCAUGUAGUUUUUAAAAUUUGAAACCCCAGCCAGGAUCAUAAAAGUUUGUUGACCAGUCAAAUUUAGAGGGUCUCUAAUCUUGAACCGACGUGAAACCUAGUGUUUUCUUUCCCAAUUUGUUUUUUUUCUUAAAGUCGGGGUUUACUUUCUUCCUUUCCUUUUGCGCCUCCUUGUUGGUCAGGGAUCCGGUUAUUUAUCAUCUCUUGAUACAAUAGGCCUCUAGGGUUCUUAAUUUAUCAUUAAGUUAUGACGUGUUUGAGAAAGAAGAGCAGUGCAAUCACCCAUGAUGGCGGAGUGCAGAACAAAUUUAUCAAAAUAAAAGAAGAGCUGAACAAAAAGGAUAGAGGAAAACAAGUAAAGAAUAAAAGAGUUAUUGUAAGGGGAAAAAAAAACUUUGAUGAAGAUGAGCAAAAAAAGGAGAGAUUUCUAGUUAAAAAAAUUGAUGAAAACUACAAGGAUGGAGCAAUAGCUGUAGAAAAGCGAAAAAGGGUCGAGAAUAAAAGAGUUAUUGUGAGGAAGAAAAAAACCUUUGAUGAAGAAGCGAAAAAGGAAAGAUUUUUGGUCAAAAAAAUUGACGGAAACAACAAAAAAAAAAAUCUCUGGAAUUUUUUUUUUGGUGAUUAUAAUCAGUCUCUUCCGUGUCUUCCUGAAGAACUUAUAGUUGAAAAUAUUCUGACGAGAUCAUCAGGUCGGACUCUAGCACUAUGCAGCUGCGUGAGUAAGUUAUCGUACAAUUCAAUUUAUAAUGAUACUAGAUUUGCUGCCUCUCAUUACAUUCAUAAUCAAAAUAAAUUGUGAGUCUCUUUUUUAGUCUCCUUAAACCGGUAGAUGCUAGUGACAAUGAGAUGUUGGCCUACAUUCUCGGUCUGGAAACAGAAAAGAAGGAUAACGAUAUUUUCAGGUUUAGAACUUAUGCAGAGCAAGGUGGGACAGGCACAACUGAAUUAGUAGGAUAUUGUAAUGGUUUAGCAUGUUUUAAACUAGGGAAUGAAGAAGCUGUAAGUGCAGUAGUAGUAGUUAAUCCGACCAGGGGUGAACGAAUUGGUCUGUACUAUCCCAAUGAUUCGGAAUUUAUCCUCUUGUGUCAUGGUUUCGGUUUCGAUUCGUUGUCACAAAAAUAUAAGGUUGUAGUUAUUGUUAAGAAAAAAAAAGCUCCUGAGGUUACUUGCAUGGUUUGUACAUUAGGAACCAAUUCAUGAGACACAUAACUACAACAGUUGCUGAAAUCUCACCACCGCCUGGUGCUCAUGCUCUUCCUAGCCAAGCAGUAAUAAGAAUUUCAAGAAAUUUUUGCACAUCAGCUACUGUCUGUGGGGGUGAUCUUAUUUGGAGGAUAACUGCUAAUCGAGAAGAACAUAUGUACAACGAUAAUGAUAAGAUGGAAAUGUUGCUCUCGGUCGACCUCCAUAGUGAGAAGCUUCGGUUCAAUCGACUUCCCUUUGAAUGUACUCCGACCGGGACAAAUGAGAAUGAAUAUUUAGUAGUUGAUCAUCAUCUUCUGGAGUUUAAGGGAUAUCCUUGUAUUGCACGGUUGGAGAAGAUAAUGAUAAGCAAUACCAAUCAUCGUUGCUUAUCGAUAUUUUGUUCUUCUUCUUGUUGUUGUAAAGUUCAUAUGUAUAUGCUAAAAGACAAGGAAGAAUGGAUCAAGGGGGAGACGUUCGAUAUUCAAAUUAAGGAUCGGGAAGGUUUGCUGCCGGAUACCUUCCGUUGUUACACUGACGCUAUUACUACUUCUACUGCCAUCACCCUUCCUACACGCCUAUUGACUUUCUCCGAUCAGGUGCUAUUGUAUUGGUUUGACGGGGACUGUCUUGUGUUCUACAAUUUGCAAACAAAACAUCUCAAGGUGGUAAAGGGCACCCCAGCAACCCAUGGUAUUCAAGAUGAUGAUAAUAUGUACUGUACGCACAUGGAUUAUCAGCUGCACGCUCAAGUGGAGAACUUCCAGUCUUUGAAAACCUUCAUCCUGCAGAAAAUUCUUUUAAAUUUAAAGGCUUUGCUGAUAGUUGCCAGUUUAUGUCAAAAAAGAAGCUUAAAGCAGGUACCCUGAUCACCGGAAGAGACGAGUUAACUUAUUAUGGUUUCUUAUAGUUUGUUUUGUCCUAUGAUCUAACUUCAGUAACGGUCCUGAAGACUGAUGCACGGGAAGAAAUGGCAUUGAGAAGCGCAAGGUGCAGUCGGUAAAGAUUUCACUACAGUGCCACAAAUUUGCAAGCUGAUCCUAAGUAAUCGCUCUUGCUCUUUUGAUUCCAGAAGAACGACUUCGCUAGGAUCCGGAACUUGCUGCCCGAUCCGACACUCCAAGAGACAGGCACGGUUCAGUAGUCAAAGGAACUUCAUCACUUUCAUGUACCCAUCGGACUAGGCCCCUUUCGGGUUUUGAUUUCAAAUUUCAAAUUUUUUUGGGGAAUGGUUUUAUUUAUAUGCAUGAUUAUGAUGUAUGUGGUAGCCUAUUUACAAACGCUUAUUAGUCUUAGGAACUGAAUUGGAAGAAUUCUGGUUGUUGAGUUUGUCACUGCAUUCUCACUUUCAAAUAAUCUAAAUUUGAUGUUGGGUUUUGUAAAUUCAUUGAUGUUUUGUACUUGUUUGACAUGAUGGCAUAAUAAUUGUGAAUUCACGAAUUCCAUCUGAUGCAGCCAAAGCAGCACAAUGCCUCACCAGUCCUUUAUUGCCUGGUAGUUGAUGUUUUUCUGUCUGUGCUCAAGGAUUACUCUCUGGAGUUGGUAGAUCUUUGACAACAGGUACAUUGUUGGUACUUAACUGAUGGAUUGUAUUUAGUCGACCGAUUUUAUCAUAUUUCCAGUUUUUUGAGUUCCCAUAUUGAUUUCAAGGUGGACUAGAAACUGUUAAAUCUGAAGAUGGAUGUUUCUGUUCAGGACUCUUAAGCACUGAAAGACAUUAUCUGACUUCAGUCCUGUAUAUAUAAAUAAGCCAAAAUGACAUCUUUCCUAUCAAUUUUUGCGCCUUCAGAAAACAUUUUGGUGGAAGAGGAGAAACGACGAGAUUUCGCCCAGUGUGUUUAGAAUUAUUGUCUUAUGAUGCUACUCACCAAAUAGCAUAGGUUAAUAUUUUUAUUAUACUACUUGGUUAAUUUUGAUUUUUGAAGAAUGCAUUCAUGAUUUUUGUUGAACCACUACCUGUCUGUAUGCUGCACCCAAUAGAGGGCUGUUUAUAUUUUAUAUUUGUGCGGGCCGUCCACCAACUUUGUAGCAUACAAGAGAUGCAUCGGCAAAGUUAACUUCAAUUAUUUCUCUGUUCUUAUUUAAAAAGUGUCACUGGUUCCAGCCUUCAUUUCAUAAUCUGCAUUUCCAACAUAUGUUCGGUAAGACAUUGUUAUAGGCAUGGCCCCAUGAGUAUGCUAGCUAGCCACCUACUCAUUAUUAUUUUAACACGAUUAACCUAAACAAAAAUUAAAUACCAAAUCAAAUAGGAUAGGAAAACUUCUUAAAAUGAUAAGAAAAUCUCUUCAUUUCUCUGUAAAACAAGCUUGUUGCUGUUUGAGGAUCCUCCAAUGGCACCUAAAGGUGGUGCCUUGCAAAAAAAAAGUUGGCAAACAAAGGACUCACAGAAACAAGGUGGCAUAUGGUAGAGCUUCGGAAGGUUUGGCUGAAAGUAUAGCUGAAUAUUUGUCAAGUACACAGGGUUCCGGAUAUACUCCUGAUCAUAUAGCGUCUCCGGUAAGUACUAGUAGUAGCAGUUUCAAGUCUUACGAUACUGCAAGUCUUAAAAAAAAUGAAAAGAAACAAUUCUUCAAAUUAUGAUUCAGACCACUCGCCAAAAACACAAAGGCAGACAACUAUUCCAGACGACGGAUGGGUGAUUGAAAUCAACAGUUACGGUGAAGGUGCGGGCUAUGGUUCGGGUAAAGCGUGGACAAUCUAUAGGGUACCGAGGAACAUGUUUGAAAUUUCGAAAAAUGCUUUCAUUCCUAAGCUCGUAUCCGUAGGUCCUUUUCACUAUGGUGAUCAUUGUUACAAGGCUAUGGAGGGACAUAAGAAACGGUAUCUUCUUCGUCUAUUGGGAUACACCGAUGAUUCGGAUGGUUUUGCUGAAUCACAGUCGUCGUCUGAUAGGAAACAACAUGUUGGCCUAGGCAGCCUGGUAAGUCGCAUGAUGGAUUUAGAAAAAACUACAAGGGAGUGCUACUCAGAAACUGUGCAUAACAAUAAGAGCAAGAGUUUUGUUCAGAUGAUGGUGAUGGAUGGUUGCUUUAUUGUCGAACUUCUUCGCCUUCAUCGCAACUCAAUCAGCAACAAGGAUGUCGAUGAUCCAGUCUUCACAACCAGGUGGAUGUUAUGUACACUUCAACGAGAUUUAUUGAUGCUAGAAAACCAACUUCCGUUUCAGGUUCUCGAAGUCCUCUUUGACUUGACUAAACUACCUGGACAAGAGAGCGUACAUCUGGUUGAUCUCGUUCUUGAGUUUUUCAACCCACUUCUCCCAAGAGGCAAGGAAAAAUUAAAGGUAAAUCCAAAUGAUAAGUACGAUCACAUGCUAGACGUAUUUAGAACCGGUUUCCUAGCGGCCAUUCCUCCUGCUGCUGAUCGGGUAGAAGAUUUGGUGACCGAUAAGAGUAGUGAUCUCUUGAAUUGUGCUACAGAACUCCAAGAGGCAGGACUCGAGUUCUCAAAGUCACAACAGCCGACAGACUUACUAAACAUACAAUUCGAUCGGCCCAGUGGUACUCUGAACAUUCCACCUCUACGAAUGGAUGACAACACAGUACCUCUCUUUCUUAAUUUUAUGGCCUAUGAACAAUGUGAUCGAGAUGCACAGCCUUAUUUCUCAAACCACUUCAUGUUCUUGGAUAGGCUAGUGAACACAGCAAAAGAUAUCGAGGUUCUACAUAAUAAUGGGGUCAUAAAUCAUGAGUUGGGCAGCGAUAAAGAUGUAGCUAUUUUGAUCAAUAGGCUUAGCAGGGAGAUUAUCUAUGACGCCAACUCAUGUCAUUUAAGGGAGCCUAUGAGGGAAAUAAAUCUUUAUCACAAUGAGUGUGCUAAAAAAUGUCACGUUUGGUUCAAGGCGCUAAAACGUGACUACUUUAGUAGUUCUUGGACAUUAGCUUCACUCUUUGCAGCCAUAUUUUUAUUAGUACUCACUGUUUGCCAGACCUUUUUCUCUGCUUAUGCUUAUUUUAAGCCACCAAACUGAGGUGGAUUUAUUGACGAUUAUCAAAUGUGAAUACUGGAACCUGAAUCAACUUCUCUUUUCCUUCCUCUUGAUCAUAUUUACGCUUAUGGAUGGAGAAAUGUACUUCAAUUGGUUUUCUAAUUGCUA
Papaver somniferum (opium poppy) is the source of this 5371-nucleotide messenger RNA. RefSeq names its product UPF0481 protein At3g47200-like. Lineage: Eukaryota; Viridiplantae; Streptophyta; Magnoliopsida; Ranunculales; Papaveraceae. The coding region runs from base 3827 to 5245 and encodes 472 amino acids. The transcript has 3 exons. The record is from RefSeq and is a predicted model, not a curated record.